Molecule: messenger RNA, 245 nt
Organism: Staurois parvus
Lineage: Eukaryota; Metazoa; Chordata; Amphibia; Anura; Ranidae
Source: the annotation of a GenBank genome assembly
UGGUUCAGUCCACAACAGGGGCGGAUUGACCAUUUGGAAACUCAGGCACUGCCCAAGGGCCCGGGGUCAGUAGGGGGCCCCAUAAGAUGCCCCUGGUACCUUUUUCAUAAGGUUUUUUGAGUUUGGGCAAGGACACAGGGGCCCCUUGAUCCCCUAUUGCCUGGGGGCCCCAUGAGUUGUCAGUCCGCCCCUGGUCCACAGUGUGUAUGACCAGGUUUAUACUACAGGAGAUAGGUGUGGACAUU